Gossypium raimondii (Peruvian cotton) is the source of this 3574-nucleotide messenger RNA. Its product is annotated as putative protein FAR1-RELATED SEQUENCE 10. NCBI's taxonomy places the organism in Eukaryota, Viridiplantae, Streptophyta, Magnoliopsida, Malvales, Malvaceae. The record is from RefSeq and is a predicted model, not a curated record. Bases 866 to 3049 code for a protein of 727 amino acids. The transcript is spliced from 4 exons. Gene Ontology annotation, biological process: regulation of DNA-templated transcription. Gene Ontology annotation, molecular function: zinc ion binding.
GUUACCUUUUAGGAAGUGCUAACUUGUUGUGAUGAUCAUAUGUUUAAUUGUACAUUUCACAUUGUUCAUCUAUUGACCAGAGUGAGUUUUUUGGGUUUCCUUUUCAUUGCUUUCAAGUAUCUGGUCUUUAAGAGUUUCGAUUGUGUUUUUUUUUCCUUCCAUUUCAUGUACAUUUUCAUUUUCAUUUUCCAUCAGUUCAGUGGAGCGAGUUUUUCAGGUUUUCCAUUUUGUCAAUUUCAAGCAUCUGGUCCUAUGAGUUCUGUUCAUGUUUUCUGUUUCCAUUUCAUUGUACAUUUUGCAUUUUCCAUCUAUUGAAUGGACUGAUGUUUUCGGGUUUCCAUUUCAUUUCUUUCAAGUGUCUGGUCUUUAUAAUGUCCGAUCGUAUCUUCUGUUUCCAUUUCAUUUUACGCUUUGUAUUUUCCAUGGGUUGAAUGAAGUGACUUUUCCAGGUUUCCAUUUCACUGCUUUCAAGUGUCUGGCCUUUAUAAGUUUCGUUGUUGUUUUCUGUUUCCAUUUCAUUUUGCGUUUUCCAUCCACUAAAUGGAGUGAGUUUUUUGGGUUCUAGUUCAUUGCUUUCAAAUAUCUGCUCUUUGUAUGUUCUGUUUGUGUUUUCUGAUUCCAUUUCAUUGUACAUUUUGCAUUUUCUAUUCAUUGACUGGAGCGAGUUUUUUGGGUUUUCCAAUUCAUUGCUUUCAAGUACUCUUCAUAAGUCGGUGUGCGUGAAACACUACAUUAAAAGUUGUACAUUACAAACUAUGAAACAAAUUGAUUAGUUUUCGAUUAAAAUUUUGGGUACAAAUUACCAUGAAUAAAAGAUUUUUGAGUACAAAAUUGUUUUCCUCUUGGUAUUGGACUUUUAUGUGGAAUGACAACUAUUUUCUCAUCCAUGAAGGGGCUGAAUUUCAAUAUAGUACAAAGAAGAGCAUUGAGGUUGCGAUCGAAGAAACAUUUCACUUGUUUUUGUACAAAAAUGACAAUGAAACCAUCAAGUAACAUUUGGAUUCGACGUCAGCAGUGUCCAUGCGGAGAUUGGAAGUGUUAUGUUAAGUAUGAAGGAGAUGAUCAGACAUCGGUAAGCUCUCAGCUAAUAAAAAACGAGACAACUUCAACAUCGUCAUCAUCAGAAGCUGUCUUUAUGCCAUAUGUUGGUCAAAUAUUCAAAACUGAUGAAGAUGCUUUUGAGUACUAUAGCAAUUUUGCACGGAAGAAUGGAUUUUCGAUACGGAAAGCACGGUCCACAGAAAGCCAGAAUUUAGGGAUCUACCGACGGGAUUUUGUCUGUUAUCGGUCGGGGUUUAAUCAACCAAGAAAAAAGGCCAAUGUGGAGCAUCCGAGAGAUCGGAAAUCAGUGCGAUGCGGAUGUGAUGCGAAAUUGUAUUUGACAAAAGAAAUCGUCAACGGUGUGACUCAAUGGUACAUUUCACAAUUUAGUAAUGUCCAUAACCAUGAAUUGUUGGAAGAUGACCAAGUACGUCUGCUUCCGGCAUAUCGGAAAAUUCAGGAAGCUGAUCAGGAAAGAAUUCUUUUACUCUCCAAAGCCGGGUUUCCUGUCAAUCGCAUUGUGAAGGUGUUGGAAUUAGAAAAGGGAGUUCAGCCCGGACAAUUGCCCUUUAUCGAGAAGGAUGUUCGGAAUUUUGUACGGACAUGUAAAAAGUCUGUUCAAGAAAAUGAUGCUCUACUUACUGAGAAAAGAGAAAAUGAUACAUUGGAACUUCUCGAGGCCUGCAAGGCUAUGGCGGAGAGGGAUGCCGAUUUUGUUUACGAUUAUACAACAGAUGAAAACAGUAAGAUUGAAAAUAUUUCAUGGUCAUAUGCAGAUUCAGUCCGUGCAUAUACUGUGUUUGGUGAUGUGGUUACCUUUGACACCACGUAUCGAUCUAUUACCUAUGGGUUGCUUCUCGGAGUAUGGUUUGGUAUAGAUAAUCACGGAAAGCCAGUUUUUUUGGGAUGUGCUUUACUGCAAGAUGAAAGUUUGAAUUCUUUUGCUUGGGCUUUACAGACUUUUCUUCGUUUCAUGAGAGGUAGAUGUCCGCAAACAGUUCUAACAGAUAUUGAUUCAAGCCUAAGAGAUGCAAUUGCAAGGGAAUUGCCUGAUACAAAACAUGUUAUAUGUUCAUGGCAUGUUCAUUCAAAAUUAUCGAGUUGGUUCACGCCGUCGCUUGGAUCACAGUAUGAAGAGUUCAAAGCCGAAUUCGAUAUGUUGUGUCACUUAGAGGGUAUAGAGGAGUUUGAACAUCAAUGGAAUCAUUUGGUUGCCCGUUUUGGACUUGCCUCUGAUAAGCACAUAGCUUUAUUAUUUUCAUAUCGAACAUCCUGGCCACUUUCUUACAUCCGAAGUUACUUUCUUGCUCGUUCAAUGACGGCUGAGUUUUAUCAGUCUUUGGAUGAAUUUUUUAAACGAAUCUUGAGUGGACAGACAUGUUUACAAUUAUUCUUUGAGCAGGUUGGGUUUGCUGCAGAUUUAAGAAACCGAAGUAAAGAAGCAUUGCAAUACAUGCAUACCAAGACGUGCUUACCAAUUGAAGAAAACGCAAGAAGUAUUCUUACACCUUAUGCAUUCAAUGCAUUACAACAUGAGAUUGUGCUGUCGAUGCAAUAUGCAACAACGGAAUUGGCAAAUGGAUCAUAUCUUGUACGACACUAUAAGAAAAUGGAAGGUGAAUAUCUUGUGAUUUGGAUAUCACAAGAUGAGCAGAUUCAUUGCUCAUGUAAGGAGUUUGAACAUUCCGGGAUAUUGUGCCGGCAUUGUCUUCGAGUACUUACAGUGAAAAACUAUUUUGAAAUCCCGGAGAAAUAUAUUCUGUUCCGGUGGAGAUUGGAGAGUUCAUUGGUUGCUCUGGAAGAUCGAAAUGGCCAAUGUAACAGUGAUGAGUAUGCUCAAGUCUUUCAUUCUCUAGCUGCAACUCUUUUGACUGAAUCACUGUUUACAAAGGAACGAUUCAAUCAUGUUCAUCGGGAACUUUCAAGACUCCUCGAGCAUGUCCAGAACAUGCCAGUAUCUAACGAGUUUGCUUCGAAUAUGGCAGCUAACAACAUCAGUGAGUCAUAGGUUUGGUGGUACGAAAUCACAGCUAAUAGAUUGACUUGGAGCUUGCUUGCUUGUCGGAACAUUUCGGAGCUAUACAUGUGAUUUAUAAUACAUUCAGCUGUAAAGGUUGGUAUUCGAAAGAUAUCGGGGUUUGUGGAGGAUGAGAUACACAAGUGGUGAAUGCUUUUGAUAGAUACUAGACAUCAAAACACUGUGAGAACAACAUGGAGAUGGGAAUAUACUGACUUUUUCAUUCUCUUUUCACAGAUUAUUUUUCAGGUUUCAAGGUUGGUAUCAUAUAUUAAGUUUAAUAGUUUUCCCUUUUUUCUUUUACCUGGUAAGACAUCAUCGAAAACUUUAUCAACAUCACAUGUAAAUAUGCCAACUUUAUAUAAUUCAAUUUUGGGGGGCAUAGAGAGGAAUUUGGAUAUGGGAUAUGUCUUGUAUUGGAAGGUUUUCGGAGGAUGAUGUGUAUAAUUAUUUAUGAAAAGUAUAACAAUGUAGUUUAUCGUUCGGUAAGGGAUUUCUUGCCCCUAUUAUAAUUCA